ACUACAAAAAAGCCAUCCACAAAACCUCACAGAGCUGCUGUCACAUAUUGAGAUUGUUGUAAUUAAACAGCUUUUGGCAGUUGGUUUCACUAAGGUAGAUCUAUCUUACUGUGGUCGAGAUGUUUGUGGACGAGCGGAUCGUGACCCUGUUCAAAAGGAAUGCCCAUCACACACUGACCUACUGGAGCGUUUUCUUCAGCUUUGGACUCUGCAUUGCUUUCCUUGGACCUACAAUUUUGGACUUGCAAUGUCAAACAAACUCAACGCUUAGCCAGAUCACCUGGGUGUUCUUCUCCCAGCAGUUCUGCCUGUUGAUUGGCAGCUCUAUCGGUGGUGUUUUCAAGAGGACGUUGUUCAGUGCUCUAGCUGCCUUAUUUGUCUCGGCUCUCAUCAUCUCUGUAAUAUUUGCCAUCAUCCCUUGGUGCCAUAAUGUCCUCCUGCUUGCCAUCGCCAUGGCUGUGUCUGGGUUCGCGAUGGGCAUUAUUGACACCAUCGCUAACAUCCAACUGGUGACCAUCUAUCAGAAGGACUCGGCUGUUUUCUUACAGGCUCUUCAUUUCUUCAUCGGGUUUGGAGCCCUGGUGAGCCCACUGAUUGCAGAUCCUUUUCUCUCCGAGACGGGCUGUGGGAAUCAUACAGCGAACGGGACUGAGACCAUGCAUCAUUUCAGGAACAUGCUGAGAAACAGUCCGAUUGCAGGGCACAACAUAACUCAGAGCCACAUGGCCCACGAGGGAGGGGAAGAGGAGUCUAGUGUGCACUACGCUUUCUGGAUCAUGGCGCUUAUCAAUCUCCCCGUGCCCAUCGCAGUCCUGUUCCUGAUGUAUCGGGAGCAGCUGAUCCCAUGUUGCCCCGGCGGCACUCCUAGUCUCCUGGACAAAGAUGAACUAGCGAUGGAGAACCAGCAGGGGGCCGAGGGCUCGGAGGUGGAGGAGACGAAACAUGAAGCUGGAGGUCAUGGGGAUAUCUUUAGCUGCUGUCGGAAUGAUAACCUGCGCGGGCUGCCAGUAUCCUUCUUUAUGAUUCAUAUCCUUGGCGGGAUGGUGCUCUUCAUGACAGAUGGUAUUGUGGGUGCGUACGCCGGCUUUGUGUACACUUACGGCGUGGCGCCACCUAUGUCGUUGCCUCACAAGACGGCGGGUUACCUGGCCAGCAUCUUUUGGGGAGCGAUCACCGCUGGCCGCCUGUUGUCCAUCCCUCUCUCGUACCGCUUCCAGCCUGUGAGACUGCUCAUGUUCAACCUGGCGGGUGCUAUUGUCACUGUCUUGUUGCUGCUUAUUUUCUACACCAGCAGCACGUUUCUGUACGCCGGGACCUGUUUAUGUGGGCUCUUCCUCAGCAGCAUAUUCCCCUGUAUGCUCGCUUAUACUGAAGACAUCCUUGAUUAUCAGGGAUGUGCAACGUCAGUCCUGGUGACAAGUGCAGGGAUGGGGGAGAUGGUGAUGCAGGUUCUGGUUGGCUCAAUUAUCCAGACGGAAGGCAGCUAUAGCUUCCUGCUGUGCGGAAUGAUAAUCGCCUGCCUAGGUUUUAUCUUCUUCAUUGGUCUCCUGCUGUUCCACCGAAUGCACAGAAAUUACCUCACAGGGACGACGAAAAAGUCAGCCAUGGUGGAGGAACCGGCAGCGGAGCAGAAUGGAUCGGCCAAGACAGAACAGAAAGAGGAGGCAGAGAGCAGCUGAGAAGGGCGGCAGCUGUGUUUUGUCCUUUACUGGCUACUGUAGGGGAUGAAGUAUUACCACAAUCUAUCUUCAAAGAUGUUUUACUAAAGCCUACCAAUGUGCUGUUGUACUUUUAUUGUUCUGGAAAUUACAUAUUUGCAGAGUAGAUAGUUUGCUUCUGUUAGAGGUUAUAGUUCAAACUCUGUUUUUCUGUAAAUCAGGGACGGCGUUAAUCAAAUUGUGGAUUGGUGUCCCGUUUCAUAUUGCAUCAGGGUUUGCAAUUUACAAUACAAGGAUUAUGAUUACCUGUCGGACACUUUUAAAUACUUAAAUUGCUGUAUUAAUUGUUUUCUGUUUGUAAUUGUAAUCUUUUGUUUUCAUAUUGUUUUAUGUGUUUUUGCAUAUCUUUUGGCAUAUGUACAUGGAAUACUGUAUAAUAUGUGUAUUGAAACAAUUAUACUGAUACGGUG
Messenger RNA from Sebastes umbrosus (honeycomb rockfish), 2128 nucleotides. RefSeq names its product major facilitator superfamily domain containing 4Ab (gene slc60a1b). The coding region runs from base 120 to 1679 and encodes 519 amino acids. Lineage: Eukaryota; Metazoa; Chordata; Actinopteri; Perciformes; Sebastidae. Gene Ontology annotation, biological process: transmembrane transport. The record is from RefSeq and is a predicted model, not a curated record. The transcript has 10 exons.